Armigeres subalbatus is the source of this 643-nucleotide messenger RNA. RefSeq lists its product as uncharacterized. Bases 74 to 547 code for a protein of 157 amino acids. NCBI's taxonomy places the organism in Eukaryota, Metazoa, Arthropoda, Insecta, Diptera, Culicidae. The transcript has 3 exons. The record is from RefSeq and is a predicted model, not a curated record.
GAAUAUGCUAAUAUGAAUUCAAGUUCAGUGCAUUUUGGUGGAUUCGAACUAGGUCUGGGUUUUUUCCGCUAAGAUGUCGAAAUUUACGGUUAGCAUUAUGGUUGUUCUACUAUCGAUGACGAUGGUUUCCGCCGAACCAAUGAAUAAGGAGUUUUUCGAAAAUCUCCUUACCACUGCAUCCCAGGUGCUGCACUCCAUAGCGGAAAAGGAUUCCACUGGAAUGAUGAAACAAUUUCUUGCUCCAUUGAAAGGUGUGUUUGAACGCUUCAUGGGCGGCGGCCGUCAGAAGCGUUCCAUUCAGAACACGUCGUAUGUCGCCACGAAGCUUAACGCCACCCAUUAUCAGCAAGUGGAGUUCCACAGGUCUUGGAAUGAUACACAGCAGAAGCUCGAAUCGUCCUGUCUGGUCAAGGAGAAUGAAAUCUACUGGUUGGACUUGAUGACCACUGCACUGAUCGGUCUUAUGCAGGAGAUGAAGAAAGUCAUUGAAGGCAAACAGGUUUCAAUGAAAAUGUCAAAGGGUGCGUACGAACAGCGAAAAGUUUAAGCAUAAGGCGUUUCCUUGAUUAUAAAUCUACCGAAAUUUGAUGAAAUUUGAAAUGAUAUAAUUAGAGAAGUGAAUAAAAAUUUGAUCCCAGUCUUA